AUGAAAUAUUUUAAGUUCGGUAACAAUCUUCUCCAUUUGAAUGUGGUCGCUGUUGUUCUCUUGGUAAUUUCUUCUACAGUAAUUAUUUUUCUGGAAAGCCAUAGCAAAAUGCCGAUAGAGCUGAACGUGUUCAUGCGAAAAAACAGGAACUAUUACCUGAAGAAGAACGCAAAGGAAAUAAAGAACGAGCUUUAUAGCAAGGGAAAGAUAAGAAUCAAAUUGGCAGAGACAGAAAAAAAGUACAACUUAGACUUCUACAAAGACAGGGAUGUGAACGGAACGAUAUAUUUGAUAAAGAGUGGAAACGAUAUAGUAAUGGUCUGCACAGCGGUGGACUACAUGCAAUCGAUAGACAGCGGGCGGUUGUUAGACUAUUAUAUGAAGAGCUCAGGCUAUCUUAAUGUGAGAAUCGAAAGGGCAUCCCUGUGCAGGCGAAUGAACGAUCUCAUGAAUGAUAUACUUCAGGACAGACAUGAGGGUGAUAUACCGACGAGUGGCAUGGUUAUUCAUGACGAAAAGCUAGGACUCGCAUUAUUUUUUUGUGUUAAUUCGUGGACAGUAAAGGUGAGCUCACAAGAAAGCCUGCAUCAAAGCCUUCUUUUUAAUGAGACGGCCGGAUAAUCCUAAAUAAGCGUGUAGGGUGUAUUGGUGUUAAAUAAAAAUUGACGAUGAAUAUUAGAA
Vavraia culicis subsp. floridensis is the source of this 681-nucleotide messenger RNA. RefSeq lists its product as uncharacterized. The record is from RefSeq and is a predicted model, not a curated record. The transcript has a single exon. Bases 1 to 621 code for a protein of 206 amino acids. NCBI's taxonomy places the organism in Eukaryota, Fungi, Microsporidia, Pleistophoridae.